Molecule: messenger RNA, 1407 nt
Organism: Colletotrichum truncatum
Lineage: Eukaryota; Fungi; Ascomycota; Sordariomycetes; Glomerellales; Glomerellaceae
Product: glycosyl transferase group 1
Cellular component (GO): endoplasmic reticulum
Molecular function (GO): mannosyltransferase activity
Source: RefSeq, a predicted model, not a curated record
AUGUCGGCGGCGCCUCUUGUUUUUGCCGUCCUGGCCGGUGUGUUGACCACCCUCGUUGCCGCCUCUGGUAUCAACCUGAUAUUCAAGAUACUGCCCUCGCGCUAUCAUGCGGCAGAGAAUCCCAAGGAUGACCACAUCCAGAUCCUAGUCUUGGGUGACAUAGGCCGAAGCCCUCGCAUGCAGUAUCAUGCACUAAGCGUCAUGAAGCACGGAGGAAAAGUUGACCUCGUGGGCUACAAGGAAACAGCCCGUCAUCCUGAUCUCGUAGGCAAUGACAGAGUCACUUUGUACCCUCUGCCAGCACUUCCAAGCGUUUUCAAAUGGAACACGUUGCCCCUCUUGAUCAACAAGCCUGCCAAAGUCGUCUGGCAGGCUUGGUCUAUCUUCUACGUGCUGGCUUACACGGCGCCUCCAGCUCGAUGGAUCAUUAUUCAGAAUCCACCAUCGAUUCCAACAUUGCAUCUGGCUCUACUUAUAUCCCUACUGAGGGGCAGUCACCUGCUUAUUGAUUGGCACAACUAUGGCUGGUCCAUCAUGGCUACCGGUCGCAGCAGGAAGAACCCCUUGGUAUGGAUGUACAAGAAGUACGAGACCUUUUUUGGAAGGAUUGUGCCUACAGCCAACCUCACCGUCACUCAAGCCAUGGCCCGCCAACUCCGCGAGAAGCCUUACAACAAUAAGAAGCCUAUUCAUGUGUUGCAUGACCGUCCUGCUGAAGUUUUCCAGCCCAUUCAGUCGGCUGGUGCUCGCAAAGAUUUCCUUUCUCGUCUUAAAGAAACCAAAGACUUUGCCGAUGCUAUUCUGGAGGGUACCACCCGCCUCAUCGUCAGCAGUACCUCAUGGACACCUGACGAAGACUUUGGCUUGCUGCUGGAUGCAUUGGUAGCAUAUGCGCACCCUGAGGAGGCCGUUACCGAGAAUGGAGUUGGAAGGCCUCACAUUCUAGCCAUCAUCACCGGCAAGGGCCCUCAAAAAGCCGAAUAUGAGGAAAAGAUCAAGACUUUACGCCUAGAGGGCAAGCUGCCGGGUAUUACGAUUCUUACGACAUGGCUAUCGACACGGGAAUAUGCCACCCUUCUCGCCUGCGCGGACCUCGGUGUCUGCCUGCACAUGUCCAGCUCUGGCGUGGAUUUACCAAUGAAAGUAGUAGACAUGUUCGGUUCCGGUCUGCCAGUCGCCGCCUACUCGGCCUAUGAGAGUUUCGGUGAGCUUGUCAAGGAGGGUGAAAAUGGAUGCGGCUUUGAGACUGCUACCGAGUUAGCCGAGGUUUUAAUUCGACUGCUGAGUGAGAGUGGUAGGGAGGAGUUGAAGAAUUUGAAGGCUGGUGCUGUGAAGGAAGGCAGCCUUAGAUGGGACGAGGAGUGGGAUCGCGUCGUUGGCCGGGUUGUUGGAGUUAUUGACAUCUGA